UUCGCGAGUCUAAGAGGAGGACGACACAUCCGUCGACGUCGACGCGCUUCGGCUGGCCCGUUGAUAUUUUAUUUUUUUUUUCAUUCUCCUUUUAUUGUUUUUGCGCGCGCGCGUUCGAUCGAUUCGCGCGGUUUGUCGCCAGUGAAAGAAUCUGUGCCAGAAUCCGUGUUUCAUCUGUGUGUGUGCGGGGGGCCUGUCCCCACGAUUCGUUAAUCAAAGCGGCGAUUCGAAAAGCUUCGAAACGACAUCAUCUAAUUCGUCAACCCGAAAGCCAAUCACGUUCCGGGACUACGGCGGCGGACUAUGAAUAAUAGUCAAUCGAAUACACCGAUCAGUGUCGAUUUGAAGAAUCGCGACGCAAUGCGAACGACAACCCUGCCGCCGGAGGUCGAAGGAAGGGAUUACUUCGCGCUGGCCCGCGGAAGAACGCCUCACCUUCGUCGGCAAAGCAUGUCGCUGACCGCGGUGAUCAACCACAGAAGAGGGCUGCUCGGAGCGUUGAUUUCAGGUAUAGGCAGCAACAUGUCGCUGCCAUCUUGCAUGCCGCAGGACCACGAAUUUCUGGCCGGCCAGCAGCAGCCGCCGGGCUCGAGAACGAUCGCGCUGAACAACCAGAGCCAUCUGGAGAAGAACGACGUCGAUCCGCAGAGACAGCGGCCGAACUUUUUGCCAUUGUCGCCGAUGAACGCUAACGCGUGCGUGCCGUUGAACGUUCUCGACGUCGGCAGAGGUAAACGUCCGAUUUAUUUCGGCAACGAGCAGCCGCCCGAGUUUCCUGGAACGCAACGGCAGCUUCCGUCGACGGCUAAGCAACAGCAGAUCGUGGACCUGCAACGAACGAUACCGAUGGGCAAGAGGAAAUGCCACUCGGAAAUGGUGUCGAUCACGAGCACUCUUUACGCGAAACUGCUGAUUGUUAUCGGUGUCGCGGUGCCGGUCACGGCCAGCGUGACCGAAAUGGUGCCGCCGUAUAUGAAUCAGGGAUUCUAUCUGUAUCUGUAUUUGGUCAGCGUCGCUUUCGUGGUCGCGAUGUACGUCAUCGUGUUGAGGGACAAAGCCGUGAGGAAUCUGACGCAGAAGAACGCGAAGAAACAGCAUACGUACACGUUCGACGAGAACGGAGAUCGCGAGAAUCUUGGACAGAUGCAACAGUACGGCAGCUUUUGUCUGAGGCUCGGCGCAGUGGGAUUUGGCGCCGGCUCGCUGGUAUUUACGGGAUUGCAAAUUGGGGCGGAAAUAGCUUCCGGCCCGUUCAGGGCGAUUACACCAGGAGCGAGGCUGCUGCUGGUCACGGCUCAGAUGCACUUCAUAUUUCUGAACAGCAAGAGCCUUAAGCUCUCGAAGCACACCGCCCUCGCGAAACUGGGCCUGAUGCACAUGAUCGCUACCAACCUCUGCGAGUGGCUACAGGCGCUCGUCGAGGAAACGCAGCACGAAAUCAAGCAGCUGGGCCACACGCACAACAACGAGGCCGGGAUCCUGGAGUCUUUGCUGCGGGACGCGAGCCCGUUCCUUUUCCCGUGCACGAUCGAAUUCAGUUUAAUUUGCGCGGUGAUACUGUUCGAGAUGUGGAAGAGGGUGGACGAAACGGUCGACGCGAAGGGCGAGAGCUCGACGCGAUCUUCGUACCACCUUAGCAUAGAUUGCAGCAGCUCUCACAGGGGCCUGUUCGGCGGGAUCCUGGUCGUCGCCGCCACGAUAUUAAGCCUGAUUAUGUUCUUCGUUCUGAAGGAGGCGAAAAUGAAAAUAGCGGUGGUGCAGGUCACCGCGCUGGACGCGACUAUAUUAGCGUUAGGCAUGCUCGCUUCGGUCGCCGGAACUUUGAAGCUGCAGGCGCUCCAGCAAAAAAUAAUCAAACCGUCGGAGCUGGACACGACGCUAUUGGCGGCGGCUCAGGCGGGCGUCUAUCUGCACUGCCUUUUCGGCGUGGUCGGUGAUAUAUUAACGAUGGGCCCGACUUGGGUGCUCUCGUUGAUCACGGAUUUAUUGGCGUUGAUGCAGAGCACCAGCCAAACUUUGCUCAUUAAAAUCGCGUGGGGAAGACGGUGCUCGAGGAACGACAAGCCCGGCAAGGAGCUGAUCACAUUCCUGAUCGUCGUCAACAUAGCCCUGUGGACGGUGAACACCUUGGAGAAGUCGCGGGCCGGCGUACGGCCCGAUCACCUGCAGUUCUUCGGCGUCUGGGCAUGGACGAUCAUCACGCACGUCUCGAUGCCGCUCGCGAUAUUCUAUCGUUUCCACUCGGCGAUCUGUCUGUUCGAGAUAUGGAAGACCUGCUACAAGUGCCGUGUGUCGAGCAGCGCCGCACAGACCCCUUACUGAUCGACGUUGCCGCGCGCGCGGUCCGGUCCGGUCCGAUUCGAUUCGAUUCCCCGUAACUCGCUCUAUUGAACAGUUGAACCAGUGUCUUUUAACAGCCGUGUUGCUGCGUCGCGCGGGAGGGGAGGGGACUCGAUGGCAAAACUUGAACAGGCGCGGCCAAACUGCAUUAGCGUUCCGGCCAUCCCUUUAAUUACCGAGCUAUUAAAACGGCGGGGAAAGGGAAAAGAAGGAAGGAGAAGAAAGAGAAGAAAGCGACCGAGCUUUCGCGAAUAACAACGUUACGGGAGGGGGCGGAGCGGGGGAGGCGAACUUCGGCAACGGUGUUCCGUCGGCCAGCAGCCACCGCACGGCAACUUCUAAACAGGGCGGGCACGAGACAAAGGGUAAAAGGGCGCCGCUUCAAAGCUACGGAGACGAACGGAUGCGACGCGACGCACGCCACGCCACGUCGUUCGCGAAUCGAUAGGGAGCGAUGCCUACUUUUACCGAUGUUGUCCGGGGAAAAGACACGGGAACGGUGGCGAUGGGCGGACGCCCCGACAGUUUGAUACGGUUUACGGUAAACACAUUUCGGUAGCAAUCACAUCACGGGCCGAGCAAGCCUCGCUGCAACGAGAAGUAGGUGAUGCUUUGGUGGUCGGAGGAAGCGAGCGGGGGUGGUGGUCGGUGAAGAGGCUCUUAGCGAACCCUUUGUUGCUCCUGCCGCCACUAUUGCUUCGCCCGAUAUACACCCGCCCGCCCUCCUUCCCCCCCUCGCCCCUGGCCGACCCCUUCGCCAGGCCCCUCUGAGCGCAGCGGAGGCUCCGCUCUUGACCAAAGGCCUCUGAUUUACUUAGCCUAUCAAGUGCUCUUGGACUCGUCCACCAAGAAUAGCGCAUAUACGGGCCCGAUUGUGUGUGCCUCCUGCACCGAAAUUUCGAACUUAAUGCUCCACUUACUGUCCGCCCUGCCUGCCUGCCACCUUCCACGAGCCCCGCGACGCCGGGAUUCGAUUGCUGGACAACCGUGCAAAUAAAUUUCAACGGACAAAACGGCCAUCGGGACGCUGCUAUCGUUGCGCUUGAUUUAUUUAUUCUUCGCGACGACGUUGGCCGAUGUUUAACCCUUCCAGCGCCGGCCGAAAUUGCUGCACGGUUCCGUGCCGUUCGAAAUUGUCUACUUUCUCGAGGCUUUUGGAACUUUGGCGAUACUUUCGGGACGUUUCUUUGAAGUUUUUCUCUUUGUAAUAUUGUAAUUUAUAUUAUUUUAUUUUAUAGUAUAGUAUAUUAUAUAGUA
This is a messenger RNA of Megalopta genalis, 3597 nucleotides long. Its product is annotated as proton channel OtopLc. The record is from RefSeq and is a predicted model, not a curated record. Lineage: Eukaryota; Metazoa; Arthropoda; Insecta; Hymenoptera; Halictidae. Gene Ontology annotation, biological process: proton transmembrane transport. Gene Ontology annotation, cellular component: membrane. Gene Ontology annotation, molecular function: proton channel activity.